AUGAACGUUGCAAAUACAGCUUUAGAGGGACUUAAAAAUAAAAAACUAAUUUAUGGAUAUAAUGUUUAUGAUACGUGUUAUGAAGAUCACGACCUUAUUGAAGCAAUUUUGGAUGUUUUGAUUGGUUCAAUUGACGCUAAGUCGGAUGAGGAAUGUUUGUGUUUUAAACCUGAAGAAAGGAAAGAGUUUGUAACAUCUGUUAUUACGAGUGUUUCAGCAGAUGAAACUAUUUUAGCAGCUAAUUUACUGCUUCAUGGCAGCAAUGACUUGGUGUCAAUUACUUCAGAUAGUCCCAAUCUUGACACUGGUGCAUAUCCAUAUUAUAUUCGGAUGAGAAACUUGGAUGCGAAGCCGUUUCUUGUAUAUAAUUUCCUUAUUUCUGUGUUUAAAUGGAAGAACAUUGGGAUUGUAUUUUCUGAUAAUGAUUAUGGUGAAAUGGGCUAUUCAUAUUAUUUGGACGUUUUAAAACCAACUGGACUAUGCUUAAGUCUUGUGUCAUUCUUUUCAAACGAAAACGAGAAAACAGUUUUGAAUACUUUAAAAGAGAAUGUGUACCUUGAUGCUGUUAUACUGUGGCUGACAAAUGGAGAUGGAUUAAAAUUUCUUGACUUGGCUGAAACUUAUAAAUUAUACAACAGAACUUGGAUAGCAAGUCCUUUGCUUUCAGAAGUGAGGCUUGACGUUUUGGAAAAAUUUAACCCAUAUUUAGUUCAGGGAAUGUUAAUUCUCAAAGAUAUCAAAGCCCAAGAAGUCCACCAAUCAGAUUUCAUGAAAUACUUUUGGAACUGGUUUAAUUCUACAGUUAAAAAAAGACCAUGGUUAACCAAUUUUCUUGAGCAGAAUUCUCUCAACAUAAACAACAUAAAUAUAAGCAUAUUGAAAAAUAACAUUUCAAGUAAAAGUUAUCAAAAUAUACACAAUCUGUACAAAGCUCUUCAUUUUACAAGCUUUGACAUCACUAGCAUUGCAGAAAAUGCCGAAGGUGAACUUGACAUGAUGCGAAGACUUAAAGUAAGAACAUUACAUACUAACAAUCUUUAUCAAUGGUUAUUGAAAGUGCAAGAUAUAUAUGUGUAUUUACUUCAAGUUGACAUUGCUCAGCAUAAAAUACAGGCUUCAUCUCUUGGUGGAGUUGUCCUUUUUCAUGAUAAGAUACACAAUUUUCUUAAUAUACCCUCAGAAGCUCGUUGGUCUGCAUAUCGCAAACAUAUUCCUCCUUCGACUUGCUUUGCACAAUGUAAACCAGGAUUUAGCCCUUUAUAUACAAACGGUGUUUGUUGUAUGAUUUGUUUACCGUGUGCAGAAGGUUUUGUGAAACCAAAUCAUGGCAAUACCAUGUGUGAGCAAUGUCCGAAAAAAACAGAGUCCAAUCAAAAUCAAACUUUUUGCAUAAAGUACAAAGACGUUUAUGUAUCGUUCACCAGCACUACUGCUUAUGUUAUAUACAUACUUGCUACUUUAGGACUGGUAUUCAACCUUACUUCUAUUGUUUCGUUUGUGAAACAUCGAAAUACACCAAUCGUACGCGCAUCAAAUCUGCCAUUAUCUUUAUUUCAACUCGCUGUUCAUGCUUUGUUAUUUCCACAGUUUUUAUUUUUCAUCGGCGAGAUAAGGGAGACCACAUGCACGGUGGCUGUCGUUUUGCAAGGUUGGUGUGUGUGUUUGAUUUUAAGUAUAAUUUAUUCUAAAACCGCUCAUUUGAUUAAAAUUUUUAAAAUGAAAAGAAGAUUAUCCAGCUCGGUGAUGCGGAGGAGUUUUCCCUAUGCUUCAAUAUUUGGGAUUCAAUUCGUCUAUAUUGUUGUUAUUUUAACUGUCAUCUUUUACUCGCCAAAAAGUGAAUUGAAAAAUGUCCAAAUCAAAUCCAGUUUACUAAAUGAAGUUUCUUGUGACAAUCGCAAUCUUAUGAAAUUUCAGGUGUCAUUUAUUUUGAUUUUAUCAUUCUUGUGCAGUAUCCAAGCAUUCAGAGCAAGACAUUUACCCGCGGUUUUCUCUGAAACAAAAUAUAUAUUCUACUCAGCUUUUAUCACUUUAAUAGUUCUAACUAUGUCCACCUUGUUGCUGUUCAGUCAGAAAGACACCAAUCAGAGUUUAUUAUUAAAGUACUUGUGCGUAUUUCUUAUUAAUAUGUCCACUUUGGUUUGCAUGUUUGGCGCGAAAUUAUGGAUAUUGCUGUUUCGGCAACAUAAGAAUAAAUCUGGUGUUAUUGGACGAUCCAUAUACAAUCACGUGCUGUCGAAAUUGGAUAUCACAAUGUCACGCUCACAUGAGAAGAUAUAG
Hydractinia symbiolongicarpus is the source of this 2277-nucleotide messenger RNA. RefSeq names its product extracellular calcium-sensing receptor-like. Gene Ontology annotation, molecular function: G protein-coupled receptor activity. The record is from RefSeq and is a predicted model, not a curated record. Gene Ontology annotation, biological process: G protein-coupled receptor signaling pathway. Bases 1 to 2277 code for a protein of 758 amino acids. Gene Ontology annotation, cellular component: membrane. The transcript has a single exon. Lineage: Eukaryota; Metazoa; Cnidaria; Hydrozoa; Anthoathecata; Hydractiniidae.